Molecule: messenger RNA, 4839 nt
Organism: Terrapene triunguis (Three-toed box turtle)
Lineage: Eukaryota; Metazoa; Chordata; Testudines; Emydidae
Product: zinc finger protein 883-like
Exons: 3
Coding region: 2717-4315 (532 amino acids)
Biological process (GO): regulation of DNA-templated transcription
Molecular function (GO): DNA-binding transcription factor activity, RNA polymerase II-specific; RNA polymerase II cis-regulatory region sequence-specific DNA binding
Source: RefSeq, a predicted model, not a curated record
CCUAUAACGCGGUGAGAUUUCUUUUUUGUCUCCCGAGGACCGUGUUAUAUCAGGGUAGAGAUGUAGUUGUUUUGGCAAAAUAUACAGUAAGAUGAGCUUGCUAGCAGUGUCAUUGUUUUACUACUUGUGUUCUAGUAUCACUUAGGGUCCCCAUCUAAGAUCAGGGUUAAAGGGACAAGACAGAGGGAAAGUGAGGGAGAUUAAGUGAUUUCCCCAAAGACAUUCUAGGUCAGUGGCAUAUCAGGCAUAGAACUGAGGUAUCCUGACUCCUAGGUAAGUGCUCUGUCCACUAGCUCAUACUACCUCCUAGUGCUAUUAAAUAUUCUUAAACUACAAAAGAUAUUAGAACAAAGUACAGCUUCCAUUAAGAACGGCACUGAGCCCUCACAUCAUUACUGCACAACACAUUGGCCAUGCCACAGAUCAGUGAGCGAGGAGAAACCAAAUAUCCCCUCCCUCCUGUUCAGGCAGAGAACAUCAUUCUUACUUCUCUGCACACUAAAAGGGAAGCUGAGUACCAAAGCAGAUUGGCUUGAGCCAAUCAGUCAAUGGGCUCAAGCUCCUUUUAGCCAAAGCACUGGGCAAUGUAUCCAUUUGCGACCAUGGGAAAUUCAUCUCCAGGAGGUUAGAUCUCACAGCAUCCACUGCUCCUCUUCUGUCUCAAGUACAGCCAGAGUUAUUGGUAUCCCUUCCAUCCAGUGUUUAUGCUGUCCCAGAUUCUACAGGAGAUUAGGGAGGGGAGAGCAAGGGUAAGUCUGGGUGCUCUUUAUUGACCAAGGAGACAGGAUUUCUCUGGCUUGAUCAACCUUGCACCAGGCCCUCCUGUCUUCCUUCUUCACAGAGGGGUUCCAUUAUUGCAAGAACUCGGACAAUCCAGAAAGGCAAAAUUGAGCUGCCUGGCAUUUGGAAGGAGACCAAGGAAUGAGGAAUAUCCAGACAAGCCUAUUUCUGCUCUUCUGGCAUCUAGAAGAGUCAGCCACCAACACUGACUCAAAACUAGGACAAGUUCCAGGAGCUGGCACAACGAGCCCAAGUCUCUCCAGCUAAGGCCCUGGUAGGAGGCAGGAUGGGCCAAUAAUUCAGGCAUGAGCUAAGGACUUGGGAGACCUGGGUUCAAUUCCCUGCUCUGCCAUGAGUUUCCUGUGUGUCCUCAGAUAAGUCACGUCUCUCUGAACCUCAGUUUCCCCAUCUGGACAAAUGGGAUAAUAGCCCUACCUUGCCUUUCAGGGGUGGGGAGUCUAUACAAACAUUAACGAGUGUGAGGUGCAUUCAGGGAGGAACGUUUCUAACUUAUUCAGAGAUCACAACUUUAACUGACCCACUCUUCCAUGGUAAUAGUACCUUUAGGUUAAACAUUAUGUUUCUCAUCUUUUUAGAAAAGAGUUCUUUUAAAACAAAAAUAACUUUAAUAGAAGCAAUGGCAUCUGGUAGUUGGGGAAAUAAAAGAAUUAAAACAAAUCAAUCUUUGCAGACCACUUUCUUAACAAAAAAAAUGUCCAUAUCUGACAUGCUAGGAAAAGGAUUUGGACUGACAAAUUACCCCAGAGGAACAGGGGUUGAUCUGGGAAAGAGCAGCAACUGUAGCAUGAUACAAGAAAAUGUCUUUAAGAUACUGCUUCAGUAGUACUUUACGUCGGUCAGAUUAAAAAUAGAGAUUGAAUGGGGAUAAGUGUUGGAAAAACCAUGAUGAAAGAGGAGAUUGUAUGUAUGUACGGUGGAGCAUUGGGAUACAAUUUGUAAUAAAUAUCCAGCAAUUUGUGAAGUUUGAUUAUGAAAGAUCCUCUGAUAAUCCUUCUAGCAAAAAUGGUCACACAAACAGAAUGCAGAAUUAAUCUCUCAUCUGCUAGUAGCUGCUAAGAUACUGCUAGCCUCCUAUCCGGAAAAUAAAUAGUCCAACUCUAGAGGACUGGUUCAAAAAAUGUGGCAGAUUAUGGAAAAAUUAAUGCACCAAUUAUAUACUCAGCAAAACAGACAAAGGACACUUAGAUAUUUGGUUACCAUUUAUUCAAUACUCAAAGUACAUUCUCCUGCAAAAUACCAGUGCACCUGUCCAAUGUUUUUGAAUAUUACUAUUUGAUAGACAGGCCUGGCUUGUUCAAUAUCUGCGAUCAGAGAUUUCACUCUCUGUGAUAAAAUCAUAGAACCCGCGUUUUGUGGGUAUUGUAAAGAGACUUGCUCUGUCAGUGGUAGCACCCUGUGAAAUGGAAAGAGCUGAUUUAUUGUAUGACUAAGUUGUUCUAAAGAAGAACUCACUAUUGUAAUGACUGUUUUGUCUCCAACGUUUACAUGGCAGAGAUUUGUAAACCUGUUAAACCUUCCUAAAUAAAUAGUUAGAGAAGAUUGUGAGUGGCCGAGGAGGGAACAUCUGUCCCUCCAGUGGCGCUGCCAUCAAAGGGCCUGGGAGAAGCUCUGUUCAGCACCUUGGAGUCUACAGGCAGAAGGAGACUCGCAGCACUUGGAACCCUGUCCCUGGAAGCACAGCACUGUUCCUCGCAUGCAGAAAAGGAAAUUGGAACGAAUGUGGAUUUGUCCCUAUUCCACAGCUAGCAUGGAAGAGUGCAUCAAAGGGUAGAGCACAAGUCAGAGGUGCAGGGAUCCCAAACUCACAAGACUCAACGCUCUUGUCAACCCAUGCCACCUACCUGCAGAAAUCAAGAAAGCUUCCAACGCCUCCAUCUCCAGACAGGAGUGCACCUCCUUUCCUGCAGAUGGGAUCAUGAGUGAGAAGGAGGUGGAGAGCCCUCUGCAGGGAGGUCCUGAGGAAGAGGGUAGACCAAAAGGGAACAUCCCCCAGGAAGUUGGCUCAGACAGUCCUGGCGGGUCGGAGUUGCUGGGGGGAAACAACAGAGAGCAGCAGCCCCUGGGCAGAUCCCCGCUCUGGGGGAGAGGGCUCCAAUUCAAAGAGAAACGCUACAACUGCACUGACUGUAACAAGAGCUUCAGCCAGAGCUCCCACCUCAUCCGGCACCAGGGCACCCACACUGGCGAGCGCCCCUACAAGUGCUCUGACUGUGGGAAGAGCUUCACCCAGAACUCCAACCUCGCCCAGCACCAGCGGGUGCACACAGGCGAGCGCCCCUACCAGUGCCUUGACUGCGACAAAAGCUUCACCCAGAGCUCCCACCUGACGGAGCACCAGCGCGUGCACCAGGGUGUCAAGCCCUACAAGUGCACCAACUGCAACAAGAGCUUCAGCCAGAGCUCCCACCUCCUGCGGCACCAGGGCACCCACACGGGCGAGCGCCCCUACAAGUGCCCCGACUGCGGGAAGAGCUUCAGUCAGAACUCCAACCUGGUGCAGCACCAGCGCAUCCACACGGGUGAGCGCCCCUACAAGUGCGGAGAGUGUGGGAAGAGCUUCAGCUGGAGCUCCAACCUCAUCGAGCACCAGCGCGUGCACACGGGCGAGCGGCCAGACAAGUGCCCCGACUGCGGGAAGAGCUUCACCCGUAGCUCUGCGCUCAUCCAACACAGGCGCAUCCACAAGGGGCUGAGGCCCUACAAGUGCACACAGUGCGGGAAGAGCUUCAACAAGAGCUCCCACCUCAUCCGGCACCAGGGCACCCAUGCCGCUGGAGAGCUGCCCUGCACGUGCGCCAGUUGUGGGAAGAGCUUCACGCGGAGCAUCCAGCAGAGGCCACGGCCACACCACUGUGCUGAGUGUGAGACACGCUUCUCCCGCAUUGCUGGCAGCCAGCCGCGAGCUGAUGUGGAAGUGAAGCCCUACAAGUGCGGGGAGUGUGGUAGGAGCUUCGGGCGCAGCUCAUACCUGGUGCAGCACCAGCGUAUCCACACGGGCGACAGACCCUACAAGUGUGGGGACUGCGGGAAGGGCUUCGGGGUCAGUGCCCACCUCACCCGGCACCAGCUCAGCCAUGCAGGUGACCGGCCCUACCGAUGUCCCCAGUGUGGAAAGACCUUUGGGGAGAGCACAAAGCUAUUGAGCCACCGGCUGAGCCAUGCGGGUGAGCGCCCCUACCAGUGCCCUGACUGCGGGAAGAGCUUCUGCAAAAGCUCCCACCUGGUCAGCCACCAGCGCACCCACACUGGAGAGCGGCCCUACCGCUGCACCAUCUGUGGCAAGAGCUUCUGCCAGAGCUCCCACCUCAUCCGGCACCAGGGCACCCACACAGGGGAGCGCCCCUACAAGUGCUCCGACUGCGAGAAGAGCUUCACCCAGAGCUCCAACCUCGCCCAACACCAGCGCAUCCACACAGGGGAGCGCCCCUACCAAUGCACUGACUGCGGGAAGAGCUUCAGCUGGAGCUCCAACCUCAUAGAGCACCAGAGAACCCAUCUAGCACAGAAACCCUGAACAUGGGGCUGGCCAACGUGUCUGUUUGCUGAGCAAGCUCCCAACAUUGCAGUAAACAGCAUGGGGCGAGCAGGACACUUAAUAGGGGGAGAAAUUACUGAGUGUACAAUGCUAAAGACUAGAAACCCUCCCCAGGAGUUAGACUUCUUCACACUGCCAGCGGCGGCUGCCUGCCCCAGCCUCGCCUGUUGCAAGAUCCGGGAGAUGAUCCCACUUGCCACAGGAGCUAAGGAACCUGUAAUAAGGCAAGUCUAAGGGGGUCUAACUUAUGCAUUCUUUCAACCUCAUAUGGACAGGCUGUCUACAUAGACACUGGCAGACAGAGUGCAGGCCAUUUCAGUCCCAUGGGCAGCUCCCUAGCAUUUGUUCCUUCUUUUUGUCUGUUCUGGCCAGACUCCAUCCCAGGAUUUUAAUUCCUGUUGGACACCUAGAUUCUAUUCCCAUUUUUUAAAAUUUACUUUUAAUACUAUAUUUCCUGUUGUAUUGCAGUCUCUCCCCAUAUGAAAUAAAACCUGUCCAGCAUA